Hippoglossus stenolepis (Pacific halibut) is the source of this 2831-nucleotide messenger RNA. RefSeq names its product 5-hydroxytryptamine (serotonin) receptor 2B, G protein-coupled (gene htr2b). Lineage: Eukaryota; Metazoa; Chordata; Actinopteri; Pleuronectiformes; Pleuronectidae. Gene Ontology annotation, molecular function: G protein-coupled serotonin receptor activity; neurotransmitter receptor activity. Gene Ontology annotation, biological process: vasoconstriction; chemical synaptic transmission; heart development. Bases 795 to 2210 code for a protein of 471 amino acids. The record is from RefSeq and is a predicted model, not a curated record. The transcript is spliced from 4 exons. Gene Ontology annotation, cellular component: plasma membrane; dendrite.
CGUUCAUCUGCUUUGUGCAGAGUCUGACUCACGGACACAACGGUGAGGGAGGGAAGAGAGAAUGAGAGAGUGAACAAGACGGGAGAGAGUGUGAGCCGAUCUCAGGCUGUGAACAAGGGGCAGCAACUGGAAGCGGGAGAGAGGUGGACAAGCCACAACAUCUGAAAGUUUUAAACCUGUGAUCGCGGUAGGUGAUGCGGAGCAAGACUGGGGGUUCCUCCAACAUGUGGAAGCAAAACAAAUUCCACAUCAUGGACUGCUUCAGACAGCGACAGAUUUAGGCUUUGCAGCUGAGGGAGGGCAUGCUUUGUCACGCUCUUACUUGGUGGAAGGUGGAAAUAUAAAGAUGAGGAAGGAAAUGUUGAAGAAGACGUAGUGUUUAUCAGCACAAAGUUUUGCUCUAGUGUAACGAAAGACUUGUAGCGCCGUCGGGAAACGUCCAACAGCAACAAACUUUACGCUCAGGAGCAGGAGGAUGCACUGGGUAACAGAACUUCUGCUGCUUGGGAAAACAAGGACCCCGAGUAACAUUUCGCUGUGGAAGUAAUAAUCGUGUUGGAAUUACUGCCAGCAUUGGACCCAUUUUCAGUGGAUCCUCUACUGAUUUUUAGCUUUUCCUCUUGGUUUUUACACUUCACAAGGGAUGAGACAUCCUGUUCACUGAUCCUGAGCUGCCCCACACUACCCUUUUGCCCUUGCCUGUGGGACCCAGUGACCAUGCUGACCGAGUGUCCAACACCAGAAAGAUCAGAGCCCCGACCCACGCUCAGACCAGCUGUGACCUCUACAGCAACAUGUCUCAGGCAGUCGCGGCUCCACUUGAGACUAACAGCUCGUGGCCAGGAGAGGAGUCUGGGGUUCAGCUGAGAUGGGCCGCCCUGCUUAUCGUCAUGGUCAUCAUCCCCACUAUCGGGGGCAACAUCCUGGUCAUUCUUGCGGUUUCCCUCGAGAGGAAGCUGCAGAAUGCCACAAAUUACUUUUUGAUGUCACUUGCCGUUGCUGAUCUACUGGUGGGACUCCUAGUGAUGCCCAUUGCUCUCGUCACCGUUCUCUACAACUCUGGCUGGCCUCUUCCUGAGUUCCUCUGCCCAAUCUGGAUCUUCCUCGACGUGCUGUUUUCUACAGCAUCUAUCAUGCACCUAUGCGCCAUUUCACUGGAUCGCUAUAUUGCCAUCAAGAAGCCAAUCCAACACAGCCAGUACAAAUCCAGGGCCAAGGCAAUGGUGAAGAUUGCACUGGUGUGGCUCAUAUCCAUUUGUAUCGCCAUCCCAAUUCCAAUUAAGGGACUCAUGAACUACCACCUUCCCAACAACGUCACCUUCAACAGUAACCACACAUGCCUGCUGAAAACUGACACCUUCCGGGAGUUCAUCAUGUUUGGCUCCUUGGCAGCAUUCUUCAUCCCUUUGACCAUUAUGAUGGUCAUCUACCUUCUCACUGUACAGGUGCUGCGCAAAAAGGUUUAUUUGCUCAAGUCAAAGGUGACUCAGCGCUUUAGCGCCCAAGCAGUCUCCACAGUUUUUCAAAGGGAACAGGGUGUGCCCUCAACUCAGACUGAGCAACUGAACAUGCUAGACAACAGACUUCCCAGAAUGCAUGAAAAAUCAAAUGCAGGCACAACAAACUCUCCUACAGGAGGCGAGAUUAACUUUCGGAGAAUGUCGACAAUGGGCAAGAAGUCAAUGCAGACUCUGAGCAAUGAGCAGCGCGCCUCAAAGGUGCUGGGCAUUGUCUUCCUUCUCUUCGUAGUGAUGUGGUGCCCUUUCUUCAUCACCAACAUCACCUCUGUGCUAUGUGCCAGCUGUGAUGUUAAUGUGAUUGCCCACCUCAUGGAGAUAUUUGUUUGGGUUGGUUAUGUGUCAUCAGGUAUCAACCCGUUGGUCUACACGCUAUUCAACAAAACUUUCAGACAGGCAUUCGGGCGUUAUAUCACUUGUAAUUACAAAACUGGUCACGAGCCAGGAAGCCAACCAGGGGCCUCAAACGCAGAUCGGACGCUCACACGGAUUUCAUUCAGGUCUUCUAUGGCGGCAAACUCUAAACUGUUUAUGAAACGAGGAAUGAAAAACAGCAUUGGAGCGGUGAGCUAUCAAAGUCCGCUUAGGUGCAGACAAGCAACUGUACAGUCAUCCGGUGGUGUUGUCUUAGACACAAUGCUUCUGACUGAGAAUGAAGGUGGGAAGCAUGAAGAACAUGUUAGCUCUGUGUAGAUAUUUGGACAUUAUCCAAUUAAAAGGGGAGCACUCGAAGAGGAUCAGAUUUAUGUUCUGUAUCUUUUAAAGACAAAAUGCAAAAUUCAAAACUUGCUGUUGCGCAAGAAGUCAUUUAAGGCCAGGACUUACUCUACACUACACAAAAUCUAACCUGCUGCGGAUGUUUGUAAAAGCGAAACGAGGCAAUGCUACAAAGUAUGUCAAAGCUAUGAAUUCAAAGACAGAAAGACAGAUCAUAUCACAGAAUCGAAGAGAGAAAAGCCAAAGUUCAGGCAGACAUAAGAAUGCGAGUAAUGGAAACACUAUGAUAACCUGGAAGCUCUUAUGAAUGCAGUAUACAAUAUAUUGUUAUGCUGAACCUUUCAACUUGUGCUAUCUAAAUAUGAUGUAAAACAUCUCAGACCACAUGCUUUCAUUUUCAGACAACCACAACUCAACCUCUCAAAUCUCUUCUGCAAUAAUGCAUUGUACUCUUGAAAUGAUGCGUAUUGCAUUUGCUGGAUCUUUGGGAAGUGCUCUUGUAUGUGUAUUACAGCCUGAUGUUGACAUGAUAACAAGGUUUCCAAAUAAAAAGAUGCUAUAUAAAAAGAACAAAAUUCUAAAUAAAUGAAUGCUGUC